Molecule: messenger RNA, 1814 nt
Organism: Erythranthe guttata (spotted monkey flower)
Lineage: Eukaryota; Viridiplantae; Streptophyta; Magnoliopsida; Lamiales; Phrymaceae
Product: Transducin/WD40 repeat-like superfamily protein
Molecular function (GO): protein binding
Source: RefSeq, a predicted model, not a curated record
UGGUUAAUGGUGGAAUAUACUUUAUAUUAUUGAUUGACGUACCAAGAAAAAUGACAUUUUCCUCAAAUCAACACUAUUUUCCCAAAGUAACCAAUCAAAAGCAAAACAAAUGAAAAUAGAACUCUAGUAAUAAAUAGAACAAUUUGCAUGACCCUCCAACCAAUCUUGAAUAGCAAAUUAAAUAAUGGCCCAUCUUACUAUAAUUAAUAUUUCCAUCACCUUUCACUUUACACCUUCCAAACUCAUUUCUCCCCAUCUCUAUUUAAAUACACACUUCUCCAUGCAUUUUUUUCUUCCCAAACAAAUUUAAAAAAAAAUGUGGCAAAAUAUUGAUCAAACUUGUACCUCAAGCAAUGGUUCUUCAUUAGAAGAAGCAAGUAAUUGUAACAAUAAUUUCCUAUACUCCAAUCCCACCUUCCCUUCAAUCCCUUCUAUCGAAUCGCCGCCAACGCCGCCACACGUCCUCCGCGCCAACCACCAAUGCGUGGCGACCAUCUCCUGCCAAACCCCCUACACCUCCUCCCUAGCCCUCUUCGGAAAAUUAUUGUUUGCCGGCUCGGCCGACAAGGAAAUCCGACUAUUGAAUCUCGAUCUUAUAAUAAAUCCCAUAUCGAAUUUUGAAAAUUCGAAUACUCAUAAUUAUUAUACGGUAAUGUCCGGAAAAGGUGCAAUUAAAGCAAUUGUGGUUUCGUCUGACCAAAAACUCGUCACCGCGCAUCAAGACCACAAAAUCCGAGUGUGGAAAAUCAUCGACCGCGACAAAAAAAUCGAACACUUGGCCACACUACCAACACUUACCGACCGUGCAAUAAAAGUCUUGACUCCGAAAAACCACGUUAAAGUGAGGAGGCACAAGAAACUCACGUGGGUCCACCACGCCGACGCAAUUUCGUCGCUAAAAUUAUCCGCCGACGGAUCUCUCCUCUACUCCGCCUCGUGGGAUCGGACGGUCAAGAUCUGGCGUACCUCCGAUUUCAAAUGCAUGGAGUCGAUAUCCGACGCGCACGAUGACGCGAUCAAUGCAGUCGCGGUGUCGUACGACGGGCGCAUCUACACCGGAUCAUCCGACAAGAAAAUCAAAGUGUGGAGGAAGCAACUAAACGAAAAAACACAUUCUUUAAUCGACACAUUGGAGAAACACACUUCCGGGAUUAACGCAUUGGCUUUAAGUGUAGACGGGGAGGUUUUGUACUCGGGGGCAUCCGAUAGGUCGAUACUCGUCUGGAUGAACGAAGGGGGCCAAAUGGGGGCGGUGGGGGCGCUUAGGGGCCACAAAAAGUCGAUAUUGUGUUUGGCGAUUGUGUCGGAUUUGGUGUGCAGCGGUUCGGCGGAUAAAACGGUUAGGGUUUGGAGAGGUGUGGGGAGCUUGUACAGCUGCUUAGCGGUUCUUGAUUUGCAUAAAGGGCCUGUUAAGUGUAUUAGUGUGGGGAUUGAUGAAUGUAAUUCUAAUCCAUCUGAUUUGGGAUUAAGUUAUCUAGUGUGCAGUGCUAGCCUUGAUUGUGAUAUCAAGGUUUGGAGGAUUGUUAAUCCCACUAUUUGAGUGUAAUUUUAAGUUUUUUUUAGUAGGAAAAGCACUUUUGUAAUCCUCUCUCUCUCUCUCAGAAGUGGUUUCCAAAUUGGAAAAGGAAGGUAGCCAACUAACUAUAAAUUAUCAACCCAAACAACUUAAUUAGAAUAAACAAAUCUAAAAUAAUAGAAAGCACCAAUAAUUAAAUGAAUGUUUUAUGUACUCAUCAUUAAUCAUAAAGUAAAGUAUGAACCUUUUAAAUGAAUAGUGCAAGAUUUGCUGAUAUGAGCCAUUCACACAGACUGUA